Molecule: messenger RNA, 1125 nt
Organism: Arabis nemorensis
Lineage: Eukaryota; Viridiplantae; Streptophyta; Magnoliopsida; Brassicales; Brassicaceae
Source: the annotation of a GenBank genome assembly
AUGUCGAUCGAUGAGGAAAACGGAACGUCUUCUUCAAUCGAAGCUAAGAAUGUUGUUUCAGAAACUAUCAAAGAGACUUGGUAUAGUGUUUUGCUUCGUCAAGCUUCGGUUUAUGGUGUAGCUGCAGGGUAUUGUAUCUCAGCUUCUCUUCUCUCAAUCAUCAACAAAUGGGCAAUCAUGAAAUUUCCUUACCCUGGUGCUUUAACCGCAAUGCAAUACUUCACUAGUGCAGCUGGUGUUUUCCUCUGUGCUCAGAUGAAGAUGAUCGAGCACGAUUCGCUUAAUCUCUUAACCAUGUGGAGGUUUCUUCCUGCAGCUAUGAUAUUCUACUUGUCCUUGUUUACUAACAGCGAGCUUCUCCUUCACGCGAAUGUCGAUACUUUCAUCGUGUUUCGUUCUGCUGUUCCGAUUUUCGUUGCGAUUGGGGAAACGAUAUUCUUGCAUCAGCCGUGGCCGUCUGUUAAAACGUGGGGUUCUUUGGCUACUAUAUUUGGAGGAAGUUUGCUUUACGUUUUCACGGAUUAUCAGUUUACUAUCGCAGCGUAUAGUUGGGCGCUUGCGUAUCUUGUGAGUAUGACUAUAGACUUUGUUUACAUUAAGCAUGUGGUUAUGACGAUUGGAUUAAACACAUGGGGUCUUGUUCUCUACAAUAACCUCGAGGCUCUGCUUUUGUUUCCUCUUGAGUUGCUUAUAAUGGGAGAGUUAAAGAAGAUAAAGCAUGAAAUCACUGAUGAGACUGAUUGGUAUUCGUUUCAAGUGGUUUUACCUGUUGGUUUAUCGUGUCUAUUCGGAUUGGCAAUAUCGUUCUUCGGAUUCUCUUGUCGCCGAGCUAUUUCCGCAACUGGGUUUACUGUACUUGGAAUUGUGAACAAGCUGUUGACAGUUGUGAUCAAUUUGAUAGUAUGGGAUAAACAUUCGACAUUUGUUGGAACUUUGGGGCUCUUGAUUUGUAUGUUUGGUGGAGUCAUGUAUCAGCAGUCUACCAUUAAGAAACCGAAUGCUGCACAAGAAGCUAAACCGCAAGAGCAAGACGAGGAACAAGAGAAACUGCUAGAGAUGCAGGAAAACAAGGAGAGUAAUAGCAUCGAUAUAAAGGAAGCUCCGAAAGCAGAAGAGAAAGUAUGA